AUGGCUGACAAGGGUCUUGAGGAUGUGCCUGAGGGCCAGAUCGAGUCGAACUACGAUGAGACCGUCGACUCCUUCGAUGACAUGAACCUGAAGUCGGAGCUCCUUCGUGGUGUCUACGCCUACGGUUUCGAGCGUCCCUCCGCCAUCCAGCAGCGUGCCAUCAUGCCCGUUAUCAAGGGCCACGAUGUCAUUGCUCAGGCUCAGUCCGGUACUGGCAAGACCGCCACCUUCUCCAUCUCUGUUCUCCAGAAGAUCGACACCAACGUCAAGGCUUGCCAGGCUCUCAUUCUCGCUCCCACCCGUGAGCUCGCUCAGCAGAUCCAGAAGGUCGUCGUCGCCAUCGGCGACUUCAUGAACAUUGAGUGCCACGCCUGCAUCGGUGGCACCAGCGUCCGUGACGACAUGAAGGCCCUGCAAGACGGUCCCCAGGUCGUUGUCGGUACCCCUGGCCGUGUCCACGACAUGAUUCAGCGCCGCUUCCUCAAGACCGACAGCAUGAAGAUGUUCGUCCUUGACGAGGCCGACGAGAUGCUUUCUCGCGGUUUCACCGAGCAGAUCUACGACAUCUUCCAGCUCCUUCCCCAGAGUACCCAGGUCGUCCUUCUCUCCGCCACCAUGCCCCAGGACGUCCUCGAGGUCACCACCAAGUUCAUGCGUGACCCCGUUCGCAUUCUCGUCAAGAAGGACGAGCUUACCCUUGAGGGUAUUAAGCAGUUCUACAUUGCUGUUGAGAAGGAAGAGUGGAAGCUCGACACCCUCUCCGACUUGUACGAGACUGUCACCAUCACCCAGGCUGUCAUCUUCUGCAACACCCGCAGAAAGGUCGACUGGCUCACCGACAAGCUCACUGCCCGUGACUUCACCGUCUCCGCCAUGCACGGUGACAUGGACCAGGCUCAGCGUGACCUGAUUAUGAAGGAGUUCCGUUCCGGAUCUUCCCGUGUCCUGAUCGCCACUGACCUUCUGGCUCGUGGUAUCGAUGUCCAGCAGGUCUCCCUGGUCAUCAACUACGACCUUCCCGCCAACCGCGAGAACUACAUCCACCGCAUCGGCCGUGGUGGUCGUUUCGGACGUAAGGGUGUUGCCAUCAACUUCGUUACCGCCGAGGACGUCCGCAUGAUGAGAGAGAUUGAGCAGUUCUACAGCACCCAGAUCGAGGAGAUGCCCAUGAACGUUGCCGACCUCAUCUAA
This is a messenger RNA of Colletotrichum orchidophilum, 1191 nucleotides long. Its product is annotated as ATP-dependent RNA helicase eIF4A. The transcript has 5 exons. Gene Ontology annotation, molecular function: RNA binding; ATP binding; RNA helicase activity. Lineage: Eukaryota; Fungi; Ascomycota; Sordariomycetes; Glomerellales; Glomerellaceae. The record is from RefSeq and is a predicted model, not a curated record. Bases 1 to 1191 code for a protein of 396 amino acids.